UAUUUGACUCCUUCUCCAACUCAAUCCCCCAUCUCUUCUCUGCCAUGAAAAAUCUGGAAUAAUAACUUCCCACUUCUUUCUUUUGGGUUUCCUUUCCUUCAAUUUAUACAACCUCAAAAUGUGGGUUAAACUUACAAAUAUUUCUUCAAUUCUCUCCCAUCUGCUUAUCAGCAUCAGUCUUGUUGAGGCUUUCAUAAGAUGCUAUGACACUGAUAAUUUCACCAUAAAUAGUACCUAUGGUAAAAAUCGGGACCUUAUUCUUGCUUCUCUCCCACCGAAUGUCUCUGCAAAAGGUGGUUUCUUCACUGCCAAUGUUGGCCAAAACGCCGACAAAGUUUACGCUCUUGGUAUGUGCAGAGGAGACUCUAGUCCUGACGAUUGUUAUAAAUGUGUCAAUUCUACAAUCCACGACCUCGUAGCUAACUGUCCCAACCAGAAGGAAGCCGUUUCAUGGGAAGGGCAACCAUGUCAUGUACACUAUGCAGAUCGCUCGUUUUAUGGAACCCUGGAGGAGCUAGGAAACCCCGAGGCAGGCUAUAAUACAGGCGACAUCAAAUCUAACUUAACAGAAUUUGAUACGGUUUGGGAGAGUUUGAUGGACACAGUGGUGAGAAACGCUUCCAACGGCUCUUCUACUCUUAAGUAUGCAACCGAGGAAGCAGACUUUACAGUAUUCCAAAAGAUAUAUGCGCUAAUGCAGUGCACUCCAGAUUUAUCACACAAGGAUUGUGAUUCCUGCCUAAGGCAAUCCGUGAGUAACUAUGAAAGUUGUUGCCAUGGGAAGCAAGGAGGUUAUGUUACGAGGCCUAGCUGUUAUUUCCGCUGGGAUUUGUAUCCUUUCUAUAUUACAGCGACCCCAUCCUUAUCUCCGCCAUCCUUAUCUCCUCCACCUUCACCUGGUAGUCCUCGCCCGGUUAUAAAAGUGCUCGGAAGCUUGCGAAGGUUGGAGAUCAUUGGAGCAUCAUCACACUAACCACUAGCUCAUUUUGGGUAUAUAUAGUAAAAUCAUUUUGGUAUGAUGCAUAUUUAGGCUAAUUUUUCCAUAGAUGGCUUAAAUAUGUGGUUUGUAAUCUAGUUAUUGGAAUGGCUAGCAAUGAUUGUUUUUGUUAUACUUGUAAUGUCAUACUAUGGUAGCCAUAUACAUGUUAAAUGGUUGAUCAAA
Gossypium arboreum is the source of this 1162-nucleotide messenger RNA. Its product is annotated as cysteine-rich receptor-like protein kinase 14. The record is from RefSeq and is a predicted model, not a curated record. The coding region runs from base 119 to 973 and encodes 284 amino acids. NCBI's taxonomy places the organism in Eukaryota, Viridiplantae, Streptophyta, Magnoliopsida, Malvales, Malvaceae. The transcript has 2 exons.